CUGCGCGCCGUGCAUCGACGGCAGUUCUGCGCUGUUUAUUGUGGUUCGCCUGACUGACAGAGCUAUUCGCAUGUCUACGCGACACACUGUAUCACGUGAAGUGGUGAUUUGUCGUGGCGCCUACGUGCAAAUAGUAGAUAUUUGCCGCAUAAAUAAUUAAGUAUAUAUACGUAUAUUUUAUACAUACGAGUAUAUACAUGUGUGCGUGGGUUUGCAGACAUUGUUGUGCCAUUCUUGUACCGUCUGCCCGCACCGCAACCUGGUCUCUUUGUUUCGCGUCGGGGUGUUUGCGCGCAGGUUUGACCCUCUUUGUUUCACGAAGAGAGGUACAAUGCGAGCUAAUCGGGGAAGGGGGCAGCGGCGGGUCACGUACACACCGGUCGAGUAGUCAGUGCUUAGUGAUCUCCUCUCCACACAUCGAUGGCGUGACAGUGGUAAAAACAUGGCGGGCAGCAUUGCACGAGGCCGCUCCGUCUUUGUUGGCGCGCACGCGCGCGUAUGACGAAGAGCGUCACGCGACCGGGACGCUGUGGACAUUGCCAGCAGCCAUUGCUGUUUGUCGGACUCUGUUGCAAAUACUGCAGCUUUCGUUGUCACGUGAAAUGCGGAGACUCCUACCCGGGCAAGUGCAUCUUCAGAAUCUGUUCGCUAUCCAAGCUCACAAAGAACGCAGGCAAGGAAGUCGUCGAGAUGUUACAGACUCACGAGGUGAAUCGUAACAAGCUGCCCAGUAUAUAUAGUAGGUCAGUCAGCGUUCCCGCACAAGUCGCCCGCCCAGCAACAUGCAGCAAGAAGGAGCACGGCUCCUACUGCAGGCUCCGCCGUUGGCUAGCUCUACGCAAAGAGAAGAAGAGUGUCGCGGACGACGAGGCGACGCGUUGCCCGGAGCAACACGACGUCAUCUCUCUCGAGGCGUGCGCGACCGAGGAGAAGACGGCGGCGGCGGGGAUGACGACACAGCUGCAGGUUUUGAACCAGCAUGCAAACCUCGUGCAGACGUGCAGCUGUCCGUCGCCUAAGAUACGAAAACCAGCCGCCACUCCGCCGAACGUGCUCUGCAGCACCUGGCCACCUGCCGGCAGAAAGCAAUAUCGUCACGCUAUCUUCGAUGACGAUGAAUACGAUGAGACAUUCGCGUCGUUGCUCGGCUCCACGCUACAAUCCAACGCUCAUGCGACGCUGGAUAACGAGCAGGACAGCCUAGCGGAGUGGCACAUACCGUACGGAAGCCUGGAGAUCCGGGACAUCGUUAGACAGAGUCAGCGUGGAACAACGUACAGAGGGCGCUGGCAUGGUGACGUCAUGGUGCACGCCUUCCAGUCGAGCAGCCAGCUAGACGUGGACAGAUUCUGGGAGGAGGUGAAAGUAUUGAGCAUGAUACGUCACGAGAAUGUCGCCCUCUUUAUGGGCGCAUGCGUCGAACCGCCGAACCUCACGAUCGUCACGAGUAUGAGGAAAGGAGACUCGCUGUACCGCCACGUCCAUCUCGAUGCUGAUCGUCUUCCUCUACACUCAAAGAUCACGAUUGCCCGGCAGAUAGCACAAGGCAUGAGCUACCUGCACAGUAGAGGCAUAGUACUCAAGCGCCUUAGCUCCAAGAACAUCUACCUCGAGCCAAAAGUCAAGCUGUGUGUCGUUGACUGUGCGAUGAUGGAAAAGACCAUAGAGAGGGCGAACUACGGCUCGCUGCCCCAAGGCCAUAUCACCUACUUUAGUCCAGAGAUCAUGUGCAGCCUCAAGGUGGAGCCACCUCACGUGACGAGCAGCGGUCCCUACACGAUGGCGUCGGACGUGUACGCGUUCGGGACCGUGCUGUACGAGCUGAUGCAUGGCGAGUAUCCGUUCCGCGGUAGCAGCCCACACUGCAUCGUCUGGCAGGUGUGCCACGCACGCAGACAGGCGGUCAGCGACCUAAAGACGACACCGCAGAUAAAGCAGCUGAUCGAGCACUGCUGGACGACCAUGCAGCAUCGACCUAACUUCAAGUCCAUCCUAAGGAAGCUGCAGCAUGGAGUGCCGGCUGGCAUGCACAGGCGUCACAGUACGUCACAACCAGAGGGACUCCACAGAGCAGGACUGUGGAAUCAUUCCUACCCAUAACGGGAAUGAGAGGAAGCCGGCGGAAAUAAGCCCACCCUAUUCUAGUCACCACUGUAAAAGUAGAAAUUACUGUGUUUGACAAUACAGUCAACAUCUUAGUAACUACUAGCUUCUCAGUUCUACUGAGCCUCCUACCCCCCUUCAAUCUACGGAUUUGAGUAAUCCCGCAACAAAUAAUAUAUUUCUUUUGUGUAGUGUUAAAAUCGAAACCGUAAAGCACUAGAAUAGGGUCACAUUGCCUACAAACUACCUAUUAGUUAUACAAUAGGAAUGGUUAGGUGUAAUAUAAUUGUUACAUGGCAAUAGUUGACGUGAAAGCUCAAUUAAUUCUACAGAAUCAGAACUUAUUUUCUGUGUCAUCUGCCCGAAAGAUUUGUAGUAUUGGGGGUACGCGUCGCCUCAUUAUGCUCUAAUAACGAUAUGACGUCUUAGAUAAUGGUGAAUCUGUGGAGAGCGGGUCUCUCUACGAUAUUAUAUAACUACAUCUACCAGAACGAUUUAUUCCUCGCCCAAGUCACUGUUAUUAUGAGAGUGAAGUUGUGUCAAGUUAGUCGUCGUAAUUGUUUGCUGUACACCGCUCAGAGCCUGAGUGCCUUUAGAGCGCAAUAUGCUCUUAAAUCGGAGAGCAUCGUGUCUGCAGCCGGUUUAUCAACAAUCACGGAAGAAGUGGAAUGAAGAAGUGGAAUGUUCAAUGACAGUCCGAUAGCUGUGUGAAAAAAUCGAGUGCUCCAAAUCUAGUCAAUCUAGUGCGUUAAACGGUGUACCCGGCAUAAUUACCCGUUCAUCACAUAUCUUCGAUAGAAUCCAAUAGACUGGCGCUCGCUGGAUCCUAUUGCAAUGUCAUUAGACUAGAAAUCGCCUUUUGAUAUCAACUAUUUCCCAGAAGGCGUGUGAUGUAAUAAUGAUCUCUGAUAUUGACCAAUGCACGCUCGUGGAAAAAAACACGUGAUCUCGGGUUUCUUGUUAGCACCCUCCUCUCAGAUUAAGUUACGUAUUCGUGUCUUGUAUCAUGUAGGCUAACUUGACCACAGUGACAAUUCAUACAUAAGAAUCUCGACGUAUUCAAAGCGGAGCUGUUAUUUUGGUAUGUAGGUUACGUGUUAUAUUGUUGUAAAUAUUGUCAAAAGAUACUUUAUCCAGUUAAUGCAAUAAAUAUGUUGUUAAUAUUAAGAA
This is a messenger RNA of Priapulus caudatus, 3273 nucleotides long. RefSeq names its product kinase suppressor of Ras 1-like. The record is from RefSeq and is a predicted model, not a curated record. The coding region runs from base 499 to 2100 and encodes 533 amino acids. The transcript is spliced from 9 exons. Gene Ontology annotation, molecular function: ATP binding; protein kinase activity. Lineage: Eukaryota; Metazoa; Priapulida; Priapulimorpha; Priapulimorphida; Priapulidae. Gene Ontology annotation, biological process: protein phosphorylation.